Molecule: messenger RNA, 2085 nt
Organism: Cinclus cinclus
Lineage: Eukaryota; Metazoa; Chordata; Aves; Passeriformes; Cinclidae
Gene: ZNF639
Product: zinc finger protein 639
Exons: 7
Coding region: 491-1996 (501 amino acids)
Biological process (GO): regulation of transcription by RNA polymerase II
Cellular component (GO): nucleus
Molecular function (GO): RNA polymerase II transcription regulatory region sequence-specific DNA binding; DNA-binding transcription factor activity, RNA polymerase II-specific
Source: RefSeq, a predicted model, not a curated record
AAUGGAUGUGAUUAUAAACUUGGAAAAGAGAUAAGUUGCUUUUUUAAAUUUUCAAUUUCAAUUUAUACAUAUUUCACAGAAUUGUGGAGUUGUUCAUUUUUAAAGGGACCUCUGGAGAUCAUCCAGUCCAAGGCACGGUCACCUGGAGCGGGUAACACAGGAACACGUCCAGACUAACCAGGGUAGUCCUGCAGUCUCUCCUCACAAGAGGUGCUUCAGACCCCUCUCCCUUGGUGCCUCCACUGGAACCUCUCCAAAAGCAACUCCUUUGUCCUUCUUGUGGAGUGACUCUUCUUGAACUGAUGCAUUCACUACGUUUGGAAGCUGUACAGCCAUCAGCUUCUUAGCUGCUCUACUUCCUGAUACUGAAGAGUCUAAGACCUUUGGUAAGAGAACAUGACUGUGUUAAACACUAAAACUUGUUUCUGAAGGGCUGUGCCUCAGAAUGUCCUGUCUCUGACAAAAAGGAUGCUGGAGAGAAGGCUUGUAGAUGACCCUGAGUGCUGGAGUACCUGGAGUUCUGACUUGUCUGUCUGUAAGUUCAUGUAGACUGUUCAAAAUGAAUGAACAUCCUAAAAAGAGGAAAAGGAAGACUCUGCAUCCUUCUCGUUACUCAGAUUCUUCAGGUGCAAGCAGAUACAUAGACAACAGUGGAAUUUUUUCUGACCACUGCUAUAGCGUCUGUUCCAUGAGACAGCCAGAUAUAAACAGAGGUAGAUUCCACAGUCCUGUGCAGAGCCUGGACACAGAUGAUGACGGGAGUCCGGUGCAUGCCGGGAGCUCUCACUGGAGCGGGGCACACUCAAACGUUGGCAUGCACUGUGCAGACCCUAAAAAGAAGGAUAAAGAUAAAGGUACUAACAAUGGCAUGUGCAGAGACUUAUGUGACUCACCUAUAUUCAGUGAUAGCCCCACAGAAGAAGAAAAACCUCUAGAUAUCCAAACUGUAGAAAUUUCUACAACAGAAGUUAAUGCUGUAGAAGUUCACGAUAUAGAAACACAGACUGUGUCACCUGAGAAGCUGGAAGCUGAGGAUCUUGAGGAAAUCCCUCUGGAGACCUGUAAAAUCUUUGAGAAGAACCAGGCUUUGAAUAUCACAGCUCAACAGAAAUGGCCCUUGCUGAGAGCCAACAGCAGCGGCUUGUACAAGUGUGAGCUGUGUGAGUUCAACAGCAAGUACUUCUCUGAUCUGAAGCAGCACAUGAUCCUGAAGCAUAAGACGUGUACAGACACUCACGUCUGUAAAGUUUGUAAAGAAAGUUUCUCCAGCAAAGUGCAGCUCAUCGAACAUGUAAAACUACACGAGGAGGAUCCAUACAUCUGUAAAUACUGUGAUUACAAAACGGUGAUAUUUGAGAAUCUGAGUCAGCACAUAGCAGACACUCACUUCAACGACCACCUUUACUGGUGCGAGCAGUGUGAUGUGCAGUUCUCCUCCAGCAGCGAGCUGUACCUGCACUUCCAGGAGCACAGCUGUGAUGAGCAGUACCUGUGUCAGUUCUGUGAGCACGAGACAAACGACCCCGAGGAUCUGCACAGCCACGUGGUGAACGAGCACGCGUGCCGGCUCAUCGAGCUGAGCGACAGCUACAACAACAAGGAGCGUGGCCAGUACAGCCUCAUCAACAAAAUCAGUUUUGACAAAUGCAAAAACUUCUUUGUGUGCCAGGUGUGUGGCUUUAGGAGCAGGCUGCAUACAAAUGUCAACAGGCACGUAGCUAUUGAGCACACCAAAAUAUUCCCUCAUGUUUGUGAUGACUGUGGGAAGGGAUUUUCAGGUAUGUUGGAAUACUGCAAGCACCUAAGCUCUCAUUUAUCUGAAGGGAUUUAUUUAUGUCAAUACUGUGAAUAUUCAACGGGACAGAUUGAAGACCUUAAAACUCAUUUGGAUUUCCGGCAUUCAGCAGAUUUGCCUCAUAAAUGUACUGAUUGUUUAAUGAGAUUUGGGAAUGAAAAAGAUCUUUUAAGUCAUCUUCAGAUACAUGAGACAGUGUGAUUGCUUUCUUUCCCCAUAAUCAGUUUGUUAGAAUUGGAAUUACUUUCCAGUCACUGGAAUGUGAUAUUAAAUACAAUUUUUAACAGUAA